Messenger RNA from Sipha flava (yellow sugarcane aphid), 2952 nucleotides. It is a transcript of the gene Srrm234, whose product is annotated as peptidyl-prolyl cis-trans isomerase G. The transcript has 9 exons. Bases 236 to 2674 code for a protein of 812 amino acids. Gene Ontology annotation, molecular function: mRNA binding. The record is from RefSeq and is a predicted model, not a curated record. Lineage: Eukaryota; Metazoa; Arthropoda; Insecta; Hemiptera; Aphididae.
AUUCGCUUUGUAGAGAAAAAAAAAUAAAAACCAGCGCUAGUUGUGCCUUGUGCGUGCUGUGCUAUUAUUUUGUUGGGCACUUUUCGCGGUCGUCGCGAAUCGUGUGCGUUCUUUCUUCAUUUCGCGUUUUCUCACCUUCCGUUCGUACGCGAUGAUGAUAAAUAACGAUGUUGAUUUACUAUACACGGCAAUUGUAGAAACGCUAUAAUUGAGGUUUCACAAUCGUGAGCAGACCAUGUAUAAUGGAAUCGGUUUGGCCACAGCCCGUGGUUCGGGCACCAAUGGCUAUGUGCAGCGCAACUGGGCUGUCAUUAGGAAAGUCAAGGAUCAGACAUCGUUCAAGACCGAAGAGGAACUGGCCAAAAUUGAUUCGGCUGCCAACCGUCAGCCUAACCAAGAGCUGUUGGACCAUGAUCGCAAGCGAAAAGUCGAGUUGAAAUGCAUUGAACUUGAACAGUCAUUGGAAGACCAAGGUUACUCUCAAGAUGAAAUUAUCAAAAAAAUCAAUAAUUUUAGAGUUACAUUGCUAGGCAAACAAAAGUCUGGUACUGAAUAUGAUGAAUGUGGUAGACCUAUUUUAAAGGAUACUCAUCAAUUUGCUGAUGAACAAUUAAAAAAGAAUGCAAGACUUAGAGACGCCUUUGGUAUAUCAGAGUUUUUUAUUGAAGGUUCUAGUUUAGAUCCAGAAAGAAAAACAAAAGAAGCAGCACUAGCCCAGUUAAAGGCAUUACAGGUAUUACAGGUGAAUCAAACAGUUGCACAAACACAAUUGAAUGAUGACACCUCAACAAAUAAAGACAGCAAUAUAACAAAUGAAUUACGGUCUAAAAGUCCUAAACACAAAAAACGAAAGAAAAAGAAAUCAAAAUCUCAUAAAACUGACAAAGAAAAGGGAAAUGACAAGAAAAAAUCAAAAAAACAUAAAAGAAAACACAAUUCGUCUUCAGAAGAUAGUCCAAAUAGAAAUGAAUCAAAACUCAGCAAAAAUUCUUCUCAAGUAAAAUCUAAGUAUGAUGAUGAUAAACCUUAUAAAGUGAUCGCUGAAAAUAAUAAUAAAAAAAAAGAGCCUGAAAAUAACCAUAAAAAGCACUCUAAAGAUUAUGAUAAAAAAGAAGUAGAAAAUAAAUAUAAAAGUGAUCGUGAAGAAUAUCGUAAAAAAGAUUCUAAAUCAGAUAAUUCUAAAAGCUCAAGAAAAGAUAAAAUAACUGAAGAAUCGCAUAAAUCAAAAUCUAAUAAGAAUAUUUAUGAAACUAAAAAACAAGAUCAUUCACCUAGGCAUAAAACACCAGUAAAAGAACGAGAUAGAGAUAAAUAUUCCUAUAAACAAAGAAAAAGUGAUAAUAGUAAAUCAAAUAAAGAUAAAUCUGAUAAAAAAUCUGAUAGAAUUGAUUCAAAAUACAGUUAUAAAAAAAAGAAUUUAACUCCUGUUAAAGAACUGAAAAAACCAAUUAUUCAAUAUGAAAAAUUAACUUGCAUAUCUUCUGAUAGUGAUAAAUCAUGUUAUACACCACCUCCCAAGAAUAUGAAUGUUAAGUAUACUAAAUCAAGUCAAUCAAAAACUAAUGAAGAAAAAAAUGUAAAGAAUACCAAAUACACAUUUUCAUUACGUGAAGAUAGUGAAGAUCGCUUAGUAGUAACAAAAGCUAAUGGCCAAACAGAUCCUAAUCUAAAACAGAAACCUACAUCAAAUGAUAGUGAAAAUCAACAUAAAAAAUCUGAGUCUCAAAAUUCUAAUGAUCGAAUAGAUAAAGUAUUUUUAGAGUCUAGUUCAAGUGAAGUAGGUGAUUUAGAAGAAGAUAUUGAUUUAAAUAUUAUUAAAGAAAUCACUACAGAAAAAAUUAAAAAAGUAUUUGAGUUGCAUGAAAAACAAGAGCAAGCAUUGCUCCAUCUAAAAAAGAAACUAAUGGAGAAAAAACUUAAAGUAAGAACUUCUUCCAGUUCAAGUGACAGUUCAGAUGCAGAGCCUGUCAAAAAAAAAAGUAUUAAGCGGAAACAUGUUCGAGAUUCUUCGUCCAGUAUCAGUGAUAUAUAUAAAAGAAAAAAAUCCAAACGCUCACGUUCUAGUAGCAGCAGUAGUGCAAGUGACACAAGUAUUGACCAUCAUAAAACAUCAACAAAACUACACUCAAGUGACAAGUAUUCUAAAAAAAAAUCACCUUUAUUGAGUCAUCGCACUAAAGGUAGUAUGUCUCGAUCACGAUCUGCAUCUUUGAGCUCUAAUGAACGUUCACGGAAAAAACGAGUUUCUUCAAGUGAGGAAUCAAGUCCUAGACGUAAGCAAAAAUCUUUCAAACGCAAACAUUCAUCUCGAAGACAAAGGAGCAGUGGCAGUAGUAGCAGCAGUAGAUCAUCAUCGUCUUAUAAAAAAAAAAGACGUUAUAGCUCAAGUCUUUCACGUUCUACAAGUAGUUCAUCAAGCAGUCAUUACUCUCGCAGUUCUAGUUCUAGCCAUGACUCUAGCAGUUCUGUAUCUAGCCGUAGUUCAAAGUCUCGAUCUGCAUCUAUACCUAGGCGACGAGGGUCGCCUAGUUUUUUGGAUCGAAGACGAAUUACAAGUGCGAGAAAAAGACCUAUCCCAUACACAAGACUAACGCCGUUUUCCACCAAUUCCGAUACGGAUAGUGUCAUCAGCGUGCACGACUCACCAUUUGCUGAGCCACUAACUGGGAACUAAUUUUAUGUAUACUUAUGUGAUUUGUUAUAGUGCAAUAACCAUUAGGCUAACAAUUAACAUAUAAGUUAUCUAACUCCUAGUCAAAUGUUUUUGGAGUGUAAACUAACUAUUUCCAUAAUUUUAUUAUUAUUUUAACCUUCCUAGAAAAUAUAUUAGCAAUUAUAUUGCUGACAUUCCAUUUAGUAUAAUUUCAUGAAUUAAGUGAACGGUAUCUAGUCAAGAAUCUAAGUCAUUUUUUGCUCGCGCCUUAUAUUGUUUUAAUAAAUUGUGAUAUUUAA